GGAAGUCCGGAUGAGGCAGGGAGGAUCGGAACGCGUGUGCCGGUGAGCGGGUGCCUCGUGCCGCGGCGAGCAGAGAUGUGCAAAGGGGGUCGAGUCAGGAAGAAUUGUCCAACCCCGCCGCUUUAGGGGGUCUGGCCACGUAUUGUAUUCGUAGUGCGAUGUCGGGCUGCUAUUUGCGUAAGGCUGCAAGCGACCAAACUGUGUGUCCGGGCUCCUGAGAGUUUCGGGACAUCGCAUUGUUGAAUGUCGCACCUCACACCCCCGAGGCUUCUUCUGUGCACACACUGCAAAUUGGGGAAUGAAUCUCGCGCGUUCUCGAUAUCCCCAAUCGGUAGUCCGCAGUUCACAUGAACGUCGAGAAUGCACACCGAUCAUCGGCGCCUCUCCGGCUGUGCCAGGGUAUUUAAGUCGCGUGUUUUGCCCAGCUCAAAGCUUACUCCCCCUUCCAUCUCUCUGUCUCACCUCCCGUCCGUGCGCAUACAUCUCGCUCAAAGUCGGCGCAUUCUGCUUCAUCAAGCCCUAUACACGGAUCAACAACCAUCUUCAGAACGCGUAUCAGAAAUCAGCAACGCACCCAUCCAUCCGCUAUUCCACUAGCCGCCCGCGAAUUUCCUUCAUCACGACUCGCCGGUGCUUAUUGUUCCACGCCGAGUCCUGUCUGUGGAGUCCCCCGCAAUUUCAUCGCAGGGUCGAUAGGGUUCAACGCGGCCGUCCGAUUGCGUUUCCUUGGCUUUGAAGUUUGCCUCCAGGUCGACGGACCCAAUUUCGGAAUUGAAAUCACAGAGUAACACCUUGCUUUAGUAAUAAUCAGGGCAAGCGUGACGAGUGACACGCCACCGUCGGCAAGCGAUUAGUCUCCGCCGCGGACUCAUCGUCUGGUACCCCAUCACAGGCUCAUCAUCAUCCACACAACCUCUGACAACUCACU
Molecule: messenger RNA, 928 nt
Organism: Dacryopinax primogenitus
Lineage: Eukaryota; Fungi; Basidiomycota; Dacrymycetes; Dacrymycetales; Dacrymycetaceae
Exons: 2
Coding region: 361-597 (78 amino acids)
Source: RefSeq, a predicted model, not a curated record